Manihot esculenta (cassava) is the source of this 2431-nucleotide messenger RNA. Its product is annotated as cysteine-rich receptor-like protein kinase 41. The record is from RefSeq and is a predicted model, not a curated record. Gene Ontology annotation, biological process: protein phosphorylation; carbohydrate metabolic process. Lineage: Eukaryota; Viridiplantae; Streptophyta; Magnoliopsida; Malpighiales; Euphorbiaceae. The transcript has 7 exons. The coding region runs from base 28 to 2298 and encodes 756 amino acids. Gene Ontology annotation, molecular function: chitin binding; protein kinase activity; ATP binding.
UAUGAACACAACAUACCGAGUUUCAAUAUGUCAAGCAAGCCAAAGCAUUGCCAUCUUUCCACUUUCAUGACCGCCAAAAUUUUUGCCCCCUUAAUCUUCCUCAUCACUCUCAAUCUCUUCAUAUCUGAAGCACAAGCCUGGAUCAAAGCUGCCUACUACGAUUCAAGUUCAAAUCUCCCUGUAUCCUCUGUAAAUUCUGCUCUUUUCACCCACCUUUUUUAUGCUUUUGCUGGUAUCAACAGCUCCACUUAUCACCUCUCCUUCCCCUUCUCUAAUGAAUCAAGCGUCUCUACCUUCACAACUACCCUUAAAAGCAAGAACCCAUCAGUGAUCACAGUUCUAUCUAUCGGCCUUGCUUAUGGAAACUACUCGAUCUUUUCUUUAAUGGCCAGUCAGCCUUCUUACAGAGAAUCCUUUAUUGGGUCCUCAAUAGAGACAGCCAGGCUUUAUGGCUUUGUUGGGCUAGAGCUUUGUUGGCUCUGGCCUAACACGAGCUUUGACAUGAAAAAUAUUGGAGUUUUAUUAGACGAGUGGCUGGCUGCUAUAAAUUCUGAGUCAAGAAACUCUAGUAAGCCGAGAUUACUCUUGACAAUGGCAGUUCAUCGCGUGCCCACGAGUUUUCCAGUUGAAUCUAUGCAGAGAAACUUAGAUUGGGCAAAUAUUAUAGCUUUCGAUUAUCAUGUCCCCUUAAAGGAGAAUGUUACAGGUAACCAUGCUGCUUUGUUUGAUCCUUCAGGCCAUGCUAAUACUGAUUCUGGUUUAAAAGAAUGGCUAAAAAGAGGGUUUCCAGCAAGCAAGCUGGUUUUGGGUUUGCCUUAUCAUGGCUAUGCAUGGAAGCUGGUGAACAAAAAUGGAGAUCCUAAUAUUGGUGAACCAGCUUCUGGGCCGGCUCAAUCAACUGAUGGUUCAAUAGGUUAUAAAGCGAUUAAAUCAUUCAUCUCCAAUUAUGGGUAUGGAGCCAAUUCAAUCUACAAUGCUACAUAUGUAGUGAAUUACUUCACCAUGUGGCCUGUCUGGAUCAAUUUUGAUGAUGUUGAGGCCAUUAGGGCUAAAAUUUCAUAUGCAAAGACGAAGGGACUGCUCGGUUACAGUUGCUUUCAACUCGAUAAUGAUGAUAACUGGCAGCUUUCUCGGGCUGCUUAUGAAGUUGGUAAUGAUCAUGAAAAGAAGAAGCCAUUACCAUUGUGGAUUAUAGUUUGUAUCCCAGUUUCAAUUGUAAUCCUGCUGCUUCUUCUUGGUUCUGUGUCAUACUAUACAAGGAAGAAAAUGCUCAAAUCCAAAGGAAAUGAUGCAGAACAGGAUGCUCCUAAUCUGCAAGUAUUUACUUUAUCUGAAAUCAAAUCAGCUACAAGAAACUUUUCAAGCGAAAAUAAGCUCGGAGAGGGUGGAUAUGGACCUGUUUACAAGGGUAAGCUUACAAGGGGAGAAGAAAUAGCAGUGAAGAGACUUUCGAAAACUUCACAUCAAGGGAUCAAAGAGUUCAAAAAUGAGGUUAAACUUACAGCAAAGUUGCAGCAUGUUAAUCUGGUGAAGCUUUUGGGAUUUUGCAUCGAAAAGGGAGAGAAAAUGUUGAUCUAUGAGUACAUGCCCAACAAAAGCCUCGAUUUCUACUUGUUCGACCCCAAUAGAACAUUGAAAUUGAAUUGGGGACAACGAGUGAAUAUCAUUGAAGGGAUUGCUCAAGGGCUUCUGUAUCUCCAAGAAUACUCUAAUUUGACAAUAAUUCACAGAGAUAUUAAAGCUAGCAAUAUAUUGUUAGAUAGUAAGAUGAAGCCGAAAAUUUCUGAUUUUGGCAUGGCAAGAAUUAUGCAGAAGGAGAGCAAUGAAGCCAAUACAGGCCAGAUUGUUGGGACAUAUGGCUAUGUGCCUCCCGAAUAUGUGAGACGUGGCAUAUACUCGAUGAAGUACGACGUUUACAGCUUCGGAGUUCUGCUUCUGCAGAUCAUAAGUGGCAAGAAGAAUACAUGUUUUUACGGUUGGGCCGAAAACCUUAACCUUUUGGAAUAUGCUUAUGAAUUGUGGAAGAUGGAAAAUGGCAUGGAGUUUAUGGACGAAACGUUAGACGAUUCACUUUCUCCCUGUAAACUAUUGAGAUGUCUGCAAAUAGCCCUUCUGUGUGUGCAAGAAAGGCCAGCAGAUAGACCAUCAAUCUUGGAAGUUUAUUCCAUGCUAAAUAAUGAAAAUGCAGCUAUUUCUUGUCCUAAAAGACCUGCAUUUUCUGUCAAAAGUGGUGAAGACGGAGACAAUAGCUUAUGCUCUAUGAAUUCUGUAUCUAUUUCUCAGAUGUUGCCUCGAUGACUUUGCUUUGUAGGUGCCUAUUAUCAGAUCAGCAAUGUAUCUACUUACCCAGAAGUUACACAAAUGACUUAUUUUUUGGACUCCUGUAUUUUCUAAGGAAAUUAUUGAUUGAUUUUUUCUGUUUUUUUUUUUU